UCUCCUGAUACAAUUUCAUACAAUAUUCUUAUAAACUCUUUCAUACACGAAGGAGAUGAUUUGAUGGUGAAACAGUUGUUAAGGGAUAUGCAUAAUCAGGGAAUGCAGCCGGAUUUGGUUACAUAUGGGUCCUUUAUCUAUAGCCUUUGUAAAGAAGGGAAGGUAUCAGUUGCCCUCCACCUGCGGGACCAGAUGGUAGAGGCUGGGGUUAAGCCAAGUAUCGUCAUAUACAAUACCUUAUUGAAUGCCAUGUUUCAAAAUGGCAAAUUGUGAGAGAUUUUCUUGCUAUUGAAAGAGAUGGCAGUAAACGGACCUGAGCCAGAUAUGGUAUCUGCUGAUAUUCUAAAUCGAGCUAUUUCUAAAGGCUGGAUAAAGAGAUUUCCCAAGGCCAUGAAAGCUAUUGAACUUGUGAUUGGCAACAAAUCAGCAGAGAAACUUAUGUUGCUACAAUAACAGGCUGAAAGACUAGAAAACUGAUCUUUUGUGAAGUCGCUCUUUUUAUUGCUGGUGGAUUCAAGGUCAACCAGGUUGGAUUGGUCUUCAUAAAGUUUCCCUAGAAGAUGUUCACAUGAAAAACAGACCAAAUAUUCAUGAAGAUACGAUUAACUCAGCUGGUUCCACCAGUUACAAAUUAAAUAUUGCGUUUUUUGUUCGAUAAAUCAGGCUGUCCACCAGCUAAGAAGUUGGCUAACCGUAAGACAUAGAUGUCCCAGGUUUAUGGUGAACUGUGGAGUGCUGGAUUUUUAUGGAGAUAUAGAUGCUGGCCAUGCAAAACCGCUGGCUGCUGUAAAAAGCUGAUGGAAAAAAUGGUGUAAUCACCAAAUGUAGCUCACCAGUGUUCCAGUUUAUUCUUGAGACAAGCGGAACCACACUUUGGUUUUGCAUUCGCUGAAGACAUAGCUUGCCACAAGGUCAGGAAUGGGCUCAGCUCUUUGUUUGCACACUAAAGCAUGCUCCUCAACAAUGGAAAAGACCUUACGUGUGUGGACUUCCGUUAUCAUCUGAAGAAUGCGCAAUUUGAGGUGAAGGUUGCAGACGUGACUCAUAUGUUCAAGUUUGAGGCCAUAAAUGGUGAAGAUAUGUUUAAGAAAGAACCAGCAAUAGAUGGGCGGCACAGUUUAUCUUUACAGGUUUCCUCUAUAGCAGGCUCUAUCAUAGUAGAGCUGGACUGAAGGCAAUUAUCAAAGGGCUUGACACUGCAGUGGCAAAUGGUUGGGAUGAGGUGACAGUGAAAGAAAGUCAAGAAACUCUUCGUUCUAUGCAUUGCAUAAGGAUCAUGUUGGGUCCUUGGGCGAUAUCUUUAUCUCAUCAAGAAGUCUAGCAUGGUGCAGUUUACAAACUUGCUUUUGGACCAAAGUCAUUUGUUGUUGUAUCAGACCCCAUUGUUGCAAGACAUAUUUUACGUGAAAAUGCAUUUUCAUAUGACAAGGGAGUCCUUGCUGACAUCCUAGAACCAAUAAUGGGGAAAGGGCUUAUACCUGCUGAUCUUGACACUUGGAAGCAGAGGAGAAGAGGUGUAUAACCUUCAUAUAUCUCCCUUUUUUUGGGACCAACCCCAUGACUUUGAACCAGAGAGGUUCUUAAAAGUGAAGGAAUUGAAGGAUGGGCAGGUUUUGAUCCAGGCCGGAGCCCGGGAGCAAUGUACCCUAACAAGAUCAUAUAAGAUUUUGCUUUCUUACCUUUUGGAGGGGGACCACGUAAAUGCGUCGGAGACCAAUUUGCACUCUUGGAAUCAACUGUGGCUUUGGCACAAUUGUUACAGAAAUUUGAUGUGGAGCUGAAAGGAUCUCCCGAAUCGGUAGAACUCGUUACAGGUGCAACAAUUCAUACUAAGAGUGGUCUGUGGUGCAGAUUGAGAAAGAGACGUCAUUGAUUGAAAUGUAGGAGUGUUGCAAUCAUAUUAUUGCCACUAAUUGUUGUAAUCCUCAUUUACUGGUUACAGACCAGCACACGUAAUCAAAAGUUGUUUACCUCUCUUCCUCCUACAGGCUAUAACUGCCAGAGCCUGUUGUUCUGGAAGUUUCUUAAUUCUUUCCUUUGGCAGCCAAUAUAGGAUAUCUCCCCUAAGGGCUAAGGUGGGAUUCUGCAUGGAAAAGGAAAAAAAGAAAAAAGAAAAAUUGGGAUUCCUUCCUUGUAUAAGCAUAUGAUCCUUGUACUUUUGCUCCAUCUGUAUUCCAUUACCUUAGACAAAGGAAUCAUGACCCGUCACCCUUUAAAUUUCAAAAGCUGCGACCUGAGAAGUGAGAAUCACUCUAAAAAAGACCUAAUGAGACUAAAAUUGCAAGAUUUGCAUUAUUUUAUGAAUUAAAAUUUUCUAGUCUAAAUGCAUAUCUAAGCUAACAUCUUGUCUUAGCCAUUCAAUGAUUCAGGCUUCUGAUAUACAAGUGAGUAUCAAACUUUAUUUUCCUGUUGCCCCCACCUGCCUGUUAAAAUGGAUGCAUACGUAAAGGUUUCUCAACUUGAAGAACCAUAAAAGAAAAGAUUGUUGCUUCAACAAUUUCAGUUACAUACAUGUAAUGCCCAUUGUUUAAGGAAGAAGGAGAAGAAGAAAAAUGGGAGGAGCAGGGUGUGUGGAUGGAAAACUGGCAACAACAUAUUGUAUGCUGCACCUGUUCCUUUGAUUGGCCUCUACAUCGCAGUUGCAACAUUGGUAUGUUUCUUCAGCAUGUCUUUUGAUUUGGUGUAUGGAUUAUUCAUUCGAAAACAUCCAUAUAUACCAUGUAAAUUGUUCUCUAUGAGCACACUCACCAUUACGGUGCUAGCAGUAGCCACAAAAAUACCACUUGAUCUUACCACAUCCAUGCCUAGAGCUGAGGAUCAGUUCUCCAAGCUCACUGGCACUGCAUUGUUGUGCACUUCACUUGGGUUUCUUAUGCCCUCCCUGGGGAAAAUGGGCACAUCUUAGCGCUACAGCAACUUGGCAGCAUUGAGGGUGGUGGUGAUUACUAUGGUUGUUAAUGUGUGUGUACAAAUGGGCACAGGUGUGAUCUUUGCCUUCACAAUAGAACACAUCAUCAUAAUAAUCUGCAUCUUGGUGUUGCUUUUGUUGCUGUGGUCAUCUGCCCUAGGGUUUAGAGGACAAAUAGAGUGCUCUAGACCUUAUAUAGGGUGUCUGAUGUCUCAUGCUAUAGAUGAUGCAAAGGGUCAGCAAGGAUUAAGGAAACUAUUAGUGAACCUCCAUAUAAUCAACUAUUCAGGAAACCCUCAAAUAUGGACAUCUGAAACUUCACAUCAUCACAAUUUUGUGUUAUUAUGUACCCUUUCUUCAGUAGUUGUUUUACAAGCCAUGGUAAGGUCAUUUGCCUUUAAAAAAGUGAGUUUAUCAUGCAGUUGUGUUUCUGACUACAAAUGGUCAAUUUUGGUGGUGAUUGUGGCUCAACUUCUAACAAUUGUAGUGGGGACUAUUUGCAUCAUCCGAAGAUGGUUUUCAUUAGUCCGUCACAGUAAAAUGAAAGAACAGGUCUGGGCACACAAAAAUGAUUAUCAUCCAGAACGAGAAUUAGAAUAUCUGAAGUUGAUGAAGACCUUAUCUUUUAGGUUCCCCAACAAAAAACUCCAUAAUGUCCUUUUUGUUGCCAGGGACUUCAUUAUAGAUGUGCUUAUACACACCCAAAUUGUAUUGUAUACAUGUAGCAGCAUCAUUGGGAUCCCAAUAUUCACUGUUAUGAAAGUCUUUUUUCACAUCUUCCAUCAGUGCAUAGAGGGUAUUGAAGAAAUGCCUUGUUUGGUGACAAAUAUAGGGGGAAACCAAGCAUUAUCAUCGCUUUGGAAUGCUAGCCCAUACAAUAAUUGGAUAAUGAAAAUGGCCAUAAAAGAUGUAAUAAGAUGGACAAAUACAUAUAAGAGGGACCAUCCAACUCUAUCUCAUCCAACUAAUGACUAAAUGGCAGCAUGCUUCUAAAGAAUGUGCCCUCUUUAGAAGAAAGUUAGAAGCUACAGGGGAACAUUAUUUAAAUCGUCAAAAUCUCAGCUAUCAGUAUAGAGUUUCGUGUGUAUCAGUCUUGGUUCUUUCAGGAAUUACAGAAUUGAUGCCAUCUCCCCGUAGAGAAUCACUAAUGAACAGCUUAGAAGAGUCAUUUGAAAUUAUCUAUUAUGUCUACCAGAAGAUUAUUGAUAAUCCAAGCAUGGAUGAUGAAACAAGAUGGACGUCAGUAAAAUCCUUGUGGGCACAAGGGGACAAUCCCAACAACUGGUUCCGUUCUAAGUUUCUCUCUCCUAAAUUCAAGGGCUGCUCUUCAUUGAAGAAUUUUGAGGAAUCCGAUUUGGAGCAACAGAAUGCAUGUUGGGUUCUUCUUAGGGAUGCUCUCAACGCCAUAGGAGAGAAGUAUCGUCGAGAUGGUUGGAGGUAUGUUGUUGAUAUAGAAGAUGGUGGUUCGUUGGCUAAAAUGCACAAGGGUUUGAUUGUAACUGAAUUUUUAAUCAUUUGUAAAUUCAUACGAGAGCAAGAGCAGGAGUAUAAAUCGGAUAAGGAUCUCUUUGAUUCUUUGGAGAAGUGUCUUAUAAAGAUGCUCUGUGUUAUCUUAUCCGACCUCCCAAUGGCCAUACUAAAGGAGAUCAAGGGAGAUUAUCCAUCUGAAAUAGGUGAAGAAAGAGUGAGAAAAGCCUAGAAGUUCCUUUGUAAACUUUGUUGUUAGGGGAAACAAAAAUCGAAUGGACAUGGCCAGCUGAAUUUGAUCCGAAGAGUGAUACUUCCCUUGCUGCUAGAAGCACUGGUACUGUAGUUGCUCCUAGCUGUGGUUCAGAAAUUGUGGCUACUAUGGUUGCUCCUGACUUUCAUGCUUCCGUUGUUGCUGCUGAUGCUGCAAUUAGAGAAAUUGGAUCUGAUGAGAUUGUUUGAAUAACAAUGUUUUUAGUGCUUCUUCUCCAUGCUCAAGUUCUUGAUUCAUAGGCAUGCCAUUUCCUGAAUACUAACUACCAUUGUAUUUUAUGAUUUUUAGCAUUAAUUAUUUGGUUCAUUGAGAUAAACUUUUCUGCUUAGUUGUAAUCAAUUUUUUGCUGUA
Molecule: messenger RNA, 5000 nt
Organism: Macadamia integrifolia
Lineage: Eukaryota; Viridiplantae; Streptophyta; Magnoliopsida; Proteales; Proteaceae
Product: cytochrome P450 97B2, chloroplastic-like
Exons: 11
Coding region: 2948-3883 (311 amino acids)
Molecular function (GO): monooxygenase activity; iron ion binding; heme binding
Source: RefSeq, a predicted model, not a curated record